Molecule: messenger RNA, 543 nt
Organism: Periconia digitata
Lineage: Eukaryota; Fungi; Ascomycota; Dothideomycetes; Pleosporales; Periconiaceae
Source: the annotation of a GenBank genome assembly
UUGAUGGCUUCGUCCGUUUCACAUGGAGAGGCCCGCUUUUGGGCAAAGCGGGCUGGCACAUGUUUGAUUCGCUGGGCACGAGGCUACGGAUCCAAACCGUCGGGUACCGUCACGGACAGCCAUGGCAUAUUGCCGCUACUACAAGUUAGUUGGCGGUGGCAUGACACGAUAGCAACAAGUAUACAUGCACAUAGCUACCUAUCUAUCUACGUACAGUGCUCAGGUUCUGUCUGCAUCUUGAUUGACUUUGUUGCUUGCUGCGUCUGGCUGGAUGUGCAGCUAUGCCAUGAAUGCUCUCUCAGAGUACACGUGGCCCCUCGCAUACCCACAUCUACACCGACUCAUCAGAGGCUGCCCACGCAAUACCCGACGCUGCGGGCAGCCCCUGUAGGCCGUGUCAUCGCUGAUUCGCAAUUCCGGAGAAAACACGACCAGCUGCGACUCGCCCACCCCCGCACCAAAACACCUCGCCUACGUCUUUUUGCUUGCUUCCCAUUUGCUUUUGCUGACCGCCCAUUUGCUAUACGUGACAGCCCCUACUAG